This is a messenger RNA of Carassius gibelio (silver crucian carp), 1857 nucleotides long. It is a transcript of the gene med22, whose product is annotated as mediator complex subunit 22. NCBI's taxonomy places the organism in Eukaryota, Metazoa, Chordata, Actinopteri, Cypriniformes, Cyprinidae. Gene Ontology annotation, cellular component: mediator complex. Gene Ontology annotation, molecular function: transcription coregulator activity. The transcript is spliced from 4 exons. Gene Ontology annotation, biological process: regulation of transcription by RNA polymerase II. The record is from RefSeq and is a predicted model, not a curated record. Bases 147 to 569 code for a protein of 140 amino acids.
AGGGGAUUGUGGGAAAUAUAACUACCGCGACAUUUGGUUGUGACAUCAUCUGUACGCGACAGAACAAAUGCGGGAGGCUCAUGUUUAUUUGAAGAGAUAUUCAGAGUGAUUGCACACUGAGUCAAGUGUGACUGAAGAGCGCUGUGAUGGCCACACAGAGAGUUCUCCCACAAAGCAAAGAAACUCUUCUGCAGAACUACAAUAAGAGACUUAAAGAUGACAUCAGGUCAAUUCUAGACAAUUUCACCGAAAUAAUCAAAACAGCAAAGGUGGAAGAUGAGACUCAGGUUUCCAGGGCAACACAAGCUGAGCAGGAUCACUAUGAAAUGCACGUUCGAGCUGCCAACAUUGUACGUGCAGGAGAGUCUCUCAUGAAACUUGUCUCAGACCUGAAGCAGUUCCUCAUCCUGAAUGACUUCCCUUCUGUCAACGAGGCCAUCAGUCUCCGCAACCAGCAGCUGCGCACGCUGCAGGAAGAGUGCGACAAGAAGCUCAUCUCCCUGCGUGAUGAGAUUGCCAUCGACCUGUAUGAGCUCGAGGAAGAGUAUUACUCCUCCAGGUACAAAUAGACCAGUGAUCCCAAACGUGUGCAGUCACAUCUGCCUUCCCUUGCUUACCAAAUGUGAUGCAUAUGUGCAUCAUAAGUACAUAACACAUGGAGCCAAAGGUAUUUUUUACUUGCACAACCAAUUAUAGGCUCUGACCGGUUUUCAUUUUACUAAAAUAUCAUGGCCUAAGCAUGUUAGUUUGCUAUUUGUUUGAAUUAAACCAUGCCAUUUUUGUCCUCCAUACAUAGUCAUAUCAUACCAUUGUGCCUUAAGACUAAUGAAAGAGUACAUUCUCCUUUUGACCCAGUUCAGUUACAUAGUAAGAUCAUUUAGAAACUGUUUGGCCCUUGCGCUUUAUUCAUCUUGUCAUAAUUAUUAAAAGCCAGACAUAUCUUUUUCUGCUAUGCUUAUAAUAUAGCAAACAUACAGAAAAACCAUAUAUUCAUGUUGUAGUCGCACCCAAGACGUUAUCAAGCACUUUCAGUAUAACUGAUUUUGCACAAGAAAACCCAUCUGUUAUGCAAAAGUGCCUUUAAAUAUUUCCCAUCCAGGUGCCUUAAAUCAUUAUGUUUUAGAAGAUUUACUUGCAAUUAGGAUGUGUACAUAAGGUAGUCUUGUUAGAGAUGCUGUUUGGGUUUAAUUUUAAUAGAGGUUAAUAUGAUAUUCAGAGAUUUUAAAUCUAUUCAUGCUGUCUUUGAAGCACACCAGUAUAAAGAUUAGUAGUUAUAUGAGAAGAGACAUUUUGGAAAUAAUUCUGGAAAUAAUCUACAUUUUUUAAAGAAAAACGUACAUGUGAAUCUAAAUUUGAAAUUAGACUGAGCACAUUAAUUUUGAUGCCUGUACUGAUGAGCUGCAAAAUUCAAAGCACUUUAGAAUUUUUGAAAAAAGAAUGUAGUGUUCUGUGCGUAUUGUAAAAAUUAAAGAACCAUAUCAAUUAGCUUAGGGGAAGAAAAUCAUUCAAGAAACAGGUUUUUUUUUUUUUGGGGGGGGGGGGGGGGUCACCAUAUACGGUAACCAUAAGUGCAGUGAUUUUUUUUUCUUCUCUCUGUUAAAUCAAUCAAACUUUUGUGUAAACUGGGAAAAUAUUUAGCUUAAAGUGGCAUAUGUGUCAUGUUUAAAAUGUAAUAUUUAUCAUUUAUGGAGUGUUUGAAAUUGCACUAGACUGUGUUUUUUCUUUGUGGUGACAUUUUAAGUAGAAACAGUGUUGGUCACAUUAGUACCUGUUCAAAAUAUGUCAGAAUAUUUGUCAGUUUUUUCACAAACCAACUGGUCAUUUCAAAUUUCAUAAAUAAACCAAAGAUAAAAUAGA